AAUCCGCUCGAGCCAAACUCCGCGCAACCAGAAUCGCAGGGCGAAGCUGGAGGCUCAGGCUGGACUUGUUGAUCUCCGUUAGCAAGAAGCGAAAGGGAGAAAGAAGGAAAGGCGAGAAGAAGGAGAGAGGCCCGCGCUCCCUGACUGCGAGCGGCGGGCGCUUCCUCCCCGCUGGGCCCGGGCCCCGCGCGCGGCGUCGGCGGAGCUGAAGGUGGGGCUUGGGCGAGAAGCGCAGCCGGAUCGGCGCGAGGGCCUGCGAGACGCUUGUUGCGACGGGGGGCGCCUCUUGAGACCCACGGAGACGCCUUGGCCCGGGGGGGGGGAGCUGCUGCCUUCGCUCUCCCCAUCCAGCUGCUGAAGGGGUUAUCCUGGGAUUUCGUCCCCAGUGGGGUUUUCUUUUUUCCCCUGCCCGCCCCCCUCCCCAUCUCUCGCCGCCGCCGAGGAUGCCCGCGACGCCUUCCUGCCUGCUGAGCUAGCCCGGAGCAGGAUGUAGCGAGCGAGCGAGCCAGCUGGCCGACCGAUGCCCUCGCCACCCCCCGGAACCCCACGGCGCCUCCUUUCUCCGGGAUCGUGGCAAGAGAAGUGAGUGGCGGAAUUGGGGGAUGGGGAGACGAGCACCCGGGGGGAGGGGGAAAUGGGGCAAACCCCACGCGGAGUUAGGAGCUAGAGGAUCACAUCUGCCCGGGGCAGCAUGUGGAUGCGCAGGCUGGGCUGGGGAGCUGCCCGAGGGUCCUGCUCCUCAAAUCGAGGGUUCGGUCCCCGUCGGUGUUGGGGGGGGGGAGGGAUCUGACUCCCCCCUGCCCCCUGAAAACCCUUGUAGGAUUUUGGUCGGGCGUGGGGAAAGAGAAGGAGCCGUUCCUCCUCCUCCUCUUCUUCUUCUCCCGGAUUUCUCCCAUCUUGUAUAAGCAACAGUGUUGCUAGCUCUUUCUACUGGCUGCAUAUUAUUCUCUUUUUUAAAGGCUGUUGUUAUGACGACUCCUAUUAGUUAUCGCUGGGGGGGGGAUAAAUGGAGGAGAUGGAAAUUCUUUCACACUCCCUCCCAUAGAAGCCCCACAUUGUUUCUUUCUUUUUUUAAAGAGCUGGAAAUAAAUGUGAUGAUUGCUCCCACUCAGGUUAUAAACUCGGGUUCUCUGUCUCCACACCAUCUCCAUCAACAACGUACACACUCCGCGGUGUAGUCUCUCUUUCUUGUAGACUUAAAUGGAAGAAGUGUGCCUGUCUUUCUCCAGUGCCUUAUUUCAAAUAAUUGAGGUUAAUGACCCCAAUUUCCCUGGAGGCAUUUGCCCCAAACUCACCAACAGAUGUAGCCAACUUAAGCUCGGCAGACUUUGCUUCCCCAAGUAUCUUACUUAAAUGAAUUAAAAUAGGUGUGCCGCUCCCCUAUUCACUCAUUCCACUAGAGACCUUCAUAAGGUGAGAGUUUAAAUUUUUUUUGUUCCCUCCCCCUCCACAAUACACCCCCCCCACUGAUGUAAUCUGUUCUAGCAUGGGGCCAUUGCAAGCCCACUAACCCCUUCACCGACCACCCUUUGUAAGUGGUGAUUUACAAAAGAUUAGUCUCUGACAUAUCUGCCUUUCCAGAGCUUACUAGAGAGAGGAGAGAGUAAUAGCCAUAGAUAUGGCUUGUUUCACCCAUACCCAAUGUGAACAGGACUAUCAGACUGUGAAUGUCAUUUGACUUUGCUCCAUGCUAGACUUUCUGCAUGGUGUGUGAUCAGGUGCUGCUGUGUAAACUAUUACUGCCGGCCUGUGCCUCUGAUGUCUUUGAGUUAAAUUUAUAACAGGGGACAGAUUAGAAGCACAUGUGAAGAGACUAGAUUGGAAGCAUUUCUGUUUCUCCAAAUACCUAAAAAAGAAAAAAAGGGGGGGGAAACCCUCCAUGAUUCUCUUUUAAAGUUCAUAGUUCAGCUCUUUGGCAGAAGAGAGAAAACUGAGAAAUGCCUCUUAAAGAACAUGUAGAAUAAAAAAUGAGAACCAGUAGAUAAAAAUUGCAUGCUAUUUUCCCAGUCUUAAAACUCAUAAACCUGGAAGGAAGUGCUAUUGGUUGAACUAACUUCAAAACAUGGAGUUCCUAAAUACCCCAGGCUUCAUGUAUGUAUGAUUUGGGGAAGGAGUAUAGAAAGGCAUAUGACAAUUUGAUGUGUAGAGUUUCUUGCAGAAUUAUAGUGACUUUUAAUGCCCCCCCUUGUAUCCUACCCCAUAUACAACGCUGUAUGUAGCGUGUCUUCAGAGAAGAGUUUGUAUGAAAGGUUCAAGCUUGGAUCACAAAAUAGGCCUUUUGGUGGGUGUGUACCUGGUUUGUACUCCAUUUAUGUCUCUGGGGUUCACCCACUUCUCUAGGGAAAGUUGUUUGGAUGUCUCAGUUAGCCUUACCAGUUGAAACAGUGGGACUCAAAUGAACACCAGUGGCUGUACCUUGGGUAGGGGAUGACCCUGUACAUCAGACUUCCCACCUACUCCAUUUCCAAAAUCCAAAAUCUAUUAUGGUUGUACAAACUAGUCCUUUUGUUAGGGACAUCCAAAUUCUCAUUGUGCCUAGAAUCAAGCUGGGACAUGCAUUUGUGUGUUUGUGUGUGAGAGAGAGAGAGAGCGGGGAAGGUACGAAAGGGUGAGGGACAAACAGUUAUGUACAUUGCCGUUAAACCAAAACAUGCAGGUCUUUUCGUAAGUAACCAAGUAUUUCAGCUUUCGCUUGAUUGUUCAAUGUAACACAUACCCAAAUGCUUUGAUGCAUCAGUUUAAAGGGGGGGAGUCCACAAAUCUAAGUAAAGGUUCAGAAGAAAAGGAGGGUGGGUAGUGGUGAUGAGAAUACAUAUUACUUCAAGGAGAGCAAAAUUAAUUACAAUGGAAACUGCUCCGAUGAGCUGCCAACUGGGGUUCAUGGGGUCUUCCAGAUCCCACUACAAACCAGUGGGGCAGUUUGAUAAUUUUAGACUCCAGACUCAAUGGACAUAUGGGGGUGGGAGACUCUUUAGAUGGUAACUUCAAAAGCAUAGUAAUCUGCCUGUAAGCCACAUAGGGGCCCGCAUGCGCUCUCUCUCUCGCUGAGUGGGGCAUUGUCCCAGCAGCCUGCCCUGACAACACCACUGCCCCAAACACAAACACUCUGAUAGCUCAGUUGGUAGAACAUGAUACUCUUAAUCUCAGGAUUAUGGGUUCAAACCCCAUGCUGGUUGAAAGAUUCCUGCACUUCAGGAUGUGGGACUAAAUGGGCCUCAUGAUCCCUGCCAACUCUGCAAUUCUGUGAUUCUGUGACAUGGCACUGGUUAUUUUCCCAGAGGCUGGAAAACGUGUUAGGAAAUCUAUUUCAGCACCUGGGUGUGGACAGCGCACAGGGUUCCCUUCUAUUGCAAUGAGUUCUUGCCAUGUAUAGAUCAGGCAAAGGCUGCUCUAAGUCUUGCUGGGCCAAUGGCAAAAAAGGUAGCCUGAUCGCCUCCCCGCACCCUUCCCCCAGCUCACCACUCUUAAGGCUCUCUUCAGUUUCAGCACCAUUAAACUGAACAGCGACCUGUGCUCUUGCAGCCAGCCUUCUGUCCCCGCUCCUCCUUCAAGCAGACUAACGGAGCUGUUUGUACAGCUGCCUGAUUAAUUGAUCAAGCAGGCAGCCCACAAACAAAGGAAGAAGCUCUCAUUUGAUCCCCAGAAGUCGCCAGUAGCUCUGUGGAUUUUUUUCUCUUGCAGGCAUGGAGGAGGAGGACAGAUGAAGAGAUCCUGCUGAGAAGUGUGAGUGCCCUGGAAGCUUUCAUCAGCCUGUUCCAGCCUUCCUGAGACAAGCAAUGCCUGCGGGGAUGAAUAAGCAUGGAUCUCGAUCGACUACCUCUUUGCCUCCCGAUCCCAUGGAGAUUGUCAGGAGCAAGGCCUGCUCCAGAAGGGUCAAGCUUAAUGUGGGUGGCUUGGCCCACGAGGUUUUAUGGAGAACCCUGGACAGGUUGCCACGGACAAGGUUGGGUAAGCUCAGAGACUGCAACACCCACGAAACCCUUAUGGAUAUAUGUGACGACUACAACUUGGAGGAGAACGAGUAUUUCUUUGAUAGGCACCCAGGGGCAUUUACUUCUAUCUUGAACUUUUACCGCACUGGCAAGCUGCACAUGAUGGAGGAAAUGUGUGCCUUGUCCUUCAGCCAAGAACUGGACUAUUGGGGGAUUGACGAGAUCUAUCUGGAGUCCUGUUGCCAGGCAAGGUACCACCAGAAGAAGGAGCAGAUGAAUGAGGAGCUCAAGAGGGAAGCGGAAACAAUGCGAGAGAGGGAAGGAGAGGAAUUUGAUAACACCUGCUGCGCCGAGAAGAGGAAAAAGCUCUGGGACCUUCUGGAAAAGCCCAAUUCUUCUGUAGCAGCCAAGGUAAAGUCUAAGCUACACAUACUUUAUCUCUUGUGGAGACAGCAUGUACCUAUUGAUCAGAGUAACGGCUGGGGAAUACUGGGCUUUGAGUGUUUUAUUGUACUAUCCUGGCUGUACUGCCCGUAGCAUCAAAAGGGAUUGCCACAAUGCAGUGUGCCAUUCGAUUCUUUUCUUUUCUGUGCUUUCGUAUUACGGAGUUAUGUUUCAGUGUUGUUUUUAAGAGAGACGAUUUGGGGACAUAGACACAGAUUGACCUGUCAUUCUGCACUUCCUGCAUUUUUACUGACACAAGAGUAGAGGACUUUCUGUGGGGGGCCAAAGCACUUAAUGGAAAGUUUAAAAGGGCCAUGGACAGAUUAUGCAAACACUUCAUGUAGCCAAAGCCAGAUAUGUAAUAUAUUCAUAAAUCAUGAAUGGAUGCAUUGGAGCUUUGCCAAAUCUCCUGAAGAGUGUUUGGUGUUAGUAUCCCCAAAAGUAUUGAUUUUGGUGUGACAGCAAUACUGUAUAGCAUAUUUCAAUUCAUUACCUAAAGGUUUGUUUUCCUUCUACUGGCAUGUGCUGUGAAAAUAUUACCCAUGUCAAUUGAAUUGUUGGUUUGGUAGCAGCUAAGUUCACUAUAUUGAUAUACCAUUCACAUUAUGCAGACUAUAGUUACUUAAGUUCUAUGUUUAAAUUCAACAAGUGUGCUACUCUUCCCAUUCCUCUCCCUACCCCUGGACAGUGAUGGCUUCCUAAUGUUCGUUCCAGCUUCUCUAUUUUCUGGAUGCAGUGUUCUAGCGGUUAUGUUGAUAUCCUAAUCUCCUGGACCACCACCAUUUUUUUCAUUUCUAGUCUCAGGCAUUUUGGGGAGAUCUGAAAACGUUUUUUUUCUUGUGAUUACAGAGGACUGACUUUGUUUAAAGAAGAACGAGAACACAGUAUCUGCAUGGGGUCUCGUGGGAUUCCAUAAAUUGGUAUAGAAAGUUAGAAGCUUCCACUCUGAUAGUCUCAAUUUGCCACUUAGAUAAGUUCUGAGGCUGCUAAAUGGCCCAAUUUGGGGGGUGGCUUUUUUGUGUUUGUGCAGGGGCUUUUUUUGUGAACACCAAGCCACCUGAUAGAAGUGGAUGAUGUUCUGCCUUGUCUUUCAGUCAAGAACUGAAUGACAGGAAGUCAUGAAAAGAGGGCAGAAGAGUCAGGGGAGAGGGUCCAUAGCCUAGUGAUAAGAGUCCACAUUUGCAUGAACCUGGAAGGUUCCAAGUUCAUUCAUUGGCAUUUUCAGUUCAAAGGAUCUCAGGCAUCAAUGUGAUGAAAGAAUUCUGGUUGAAUACCCUAGAGAUCUUCUGCCAGUCAGAAUGGGUCAGCAAUGGGAAAUACAGACCCAACAGCAAAAGGUAACUUCAGGUGAAACCUGCUCUAACUUGGCUGCCUAACAGAUGGGUGAGGAGUUUGCAACACUGCUGCCUUAGGCUACGCUCAUCAAAACAUGAUAUAUACACACACCACUUCACUUGUGAAGGGUGCAUGGUUGUAUCAACCCCUUUCCCUUUUAAAGCAUUCCAAAGUAGUGACCUAACCCUUUCAUACCCUUGUGUAUUUAAAGAAAAGUAUUGAUUUAAAUCUUCUAUUGCAACCCAUGCAGUAUUUCAUACUUGUACCAUCUAGAAAAUACAAUGUGAAAAAUGAUACUUCAGGCUCGACGGUUUUUUGUUUGAGGGGUAGGUGGGUGAGAUACACCUUGGAAAGAUUAAGGCUCCAAAAGUCACCAUCACCAGUUUAUGACCUUGAAGCUGCCAGUGUGGUGUUGCUGUAGGCGUGCCAGACUAGGACCUGGGAGACCAGGGUUCAGGGUGACCUUGGGCCAGUCGCUGCCUUUCAGCACAAGGUUAUUGUGAGGAUUGACUGAAGAGGGGGAGAUCCAUGUAUAUACCACCUUGAGCUCCUUGGAGAGAGAAAAAGGUUGGGUUACAAAUACAGUAAAUAAAUUAAUUAACACCAGCAUAAUCACAAAGAAACUGGGUGCAAAUGUGAAGGCUAUCAUAAUAACAACGUGUAGCAUUAAAUUGGAAAACCUCAGAUGGUCAGCUGUUAAGAAACCAUGUGGGUCUCAUAGUAAAGCAGUGGUUUCCAAGCUGAAUUCUGUGGAACCCCAAGGCACCUGGGGAAAUUACCAAGAGUUUCUCAGUGAGAAAAUCAGUAAAGGUUAGAACCUAGGAAACUGCCUCCUACUGUGUCAGACUGUUGGUCCAUCUAGCUCAGUAUUCCCCGGAUUUCAGGCAAGGGCCUUCCACAGCCCUCCAUGGAGAUGCUGGACUUAUGGACCUUCUGUAGCUUCCACCACUGAGCUACAUCCUUUCCCCAAGCUUCCUGGAGUGGCAGCUGGCUGGUGGUUAUCAACCUUCCUUUGUAUGGUGCAGCAAGAGAGGAAUGUUGUCAACUGUGUGCUCAGUUGAGAUGCGGCAGUGGUGCCAUCCCCAAAGCCUUGAGUGUCUUGGAUGAAGGUGUUGGCUAUUUGCAGCUUAGUAGCACUGCAGAGAGCUUGCUGGGGAGACCAUGCAUUAGAAAGGGACUCAAAAAUAACUUAAACAAGGUUUUAAUAACAAAAACAAAAACUCCUUAUACACUAAAUACAUCAACAACAAACCAGACCCAACCACCAACCCAUCCCCCAGGGUAAUGAGAGAGUUAGGUGCUGCCCCUUAUAUACUACACUCAAUUGCUGACACAGCUUGAUUAACACAACCUGCUAUGUUUCACAGCUGUAAGGUUGGGUCUCGUUAUUUGCCCUGGCCCUGGCCCUUAAAGACAUACACAACUUGUGAAACAGUAAUGAACCUUCACAUUUUAAAGUGACCAUUCAACAGAAGGGAGCAAAACACCUCCCAAAAUCUGCGAUAUGCAGAACUUCAUUGCGUACACCACGGGACAUCUCAACAGGUAGUAUUUUCUGAAGGGAGGAUCUUUGAAAACCACGGCCAUCAAACAAAUAGGCAUGGAAGCAGUUGCAAUUCUUCUAGUCAGUGGGACGGUCUCGGAAUAUGCUGUGAAAUGCAAAUUGCACAUUCUAGCAGGAAGACUUUACACUUCGCUUUUGUAAAACCUGGAUAGAUGCUUCUGCAUGAGCACAGCCCGGUGAUUGUAAAAGAAACUGAUAGUUCCUUUAAAGUUCUGAGAAGGCGUUUCAAGGAUCGAGGGACAUCUGAUGCAGUGUGUCAGGAAAAGGGAUGUUGUGUGGCUUUCAAAAAACCCCCAAUUGUCGUUUUUAUUUCUCACAACAGACUGAUCCAGGCUGCCUUUUUAAAUAUAUAUUUCAGAUGUCACAGUGCUGAAUGUGAAUAAUUUAUCAGGGUGUUUUGGCAUGCGUGCAGAAUCCCAAAACGUCGGCCUCCGGCUUAGGCCGGCUGUGGCACAGAAUCAAAAUCCAUUAGAGGCUGUUGAUGUUUCAUGAUUUAUUGUAUAUGAGGAUGAUCAUCCUUGCCAAAGAAGUGUCUUUUGUGAUUUAUAAGUCAAAUCCAUUCUAGGGUUUGCCUUCUGGAGAGAAGAGGGAGAGAGAAAUCCAGUGUAAAUGCAUUUAGCAAUUGCAGGCUUAUGUACUAAUUUAGAGUGGAUUGUGGGAGCACAUUUCACUUCCUUGCGAGCUUCCGCUGCUGAGAUUUUUAGCCCAGGCUCGGAUGCUGAGUUGCUCCUCUGUUCACAUAAGAGGCUAUGGUUCCACCAAGUCUCCCUGCUUCUUUAACCUGAUCCACAAACACACAUUAUAUCCAAAUCAUUCCCAGGGAGAGGCUCCUGCUCUUUCUAAUAUUUUUGUGGCAAUUGCCCUCAUUGCCUUUUUUGGCAGCAAGAUGAAUGUAUUUGGAGUUUUUAUAAUUUGUAUAGCUUGUACUUGAUUUUGUGUGUUGAUUAUUCGUGAGCCACCUUGGUGGUGGUCUUCUUCUUCUUCUUCUUCUUUUAAAGCCAAAAGGCAGUAUGUAAACAAACAGUAACAUUUUAGGGUAUCCCACAGCAUUGCCAAGUUUUCCCCAAGCCCCUUAGCAGAUUUUCAGGGGGUGCUGAGAACUGCAGAAGAAAGCAAGAGAUGGAGAGACCUUUCCCAGGAAUAUGAACUCGAUGUUUCGUUCAUAGAAGGAAAGUUAAGCUCCAAGCCGGGAUAUCUGAUGAACUGGAUCUCAGCAAAUCCCCAUGUGUCGGACUGACCUAAUCUGCACUAACGCAUGGAUCGUAAUUUGGCUAUCUAUCAAAUUUCACAUUUCUCCAAAUGUUGCAAUAACAUUGGCACUGGUACGGCUUAAUGGGAGUGAGAGGGGUGAGUGCAGUGUAAAUUCCCCCAUGGAGUGAAUCCAGUGCUGCCACUGAUCUUGUUGCUGCCGCUCCUUUCUCCCUCUGGGUAAGCUGCAGUGAUGCUGGUGAUGAAAAGUAAAUCACAUUUUUGUAAACCGCUUUGAGGAUUUUAUCCAGCGGUGGAUAAAUUUUCUGAUCCAGCGGUGGAUAAAUUUUCUGAUCCAGCGGUGGAUAAAUUUUCUGAUCCAGCGGUGGUUAAAUUUUACUAGCUAACUAAAUAGAAAUUGCUACCGCACCUACUGCUACUGUUGCAGUGCAAUUCUUGGUGGUUUAAAUGUAUCAAAACCCAUUAAUACAGUGGUACCUUGGUUCUCAAACUUUAUCUGUUCUGGAAAUCCAUUCCAAAACCAAAGCGUUCCAAAACCAAGGCGCGCUUUCCCAUAGAAAGUAAUGCAAAAUGGAUUAAUCCGUUCCAGACUUUUAAAAACAACCCCUAAAAUAGCAAUUUAACAUGAAUUUUACUAUCUAACAAGACCAUUGAUCCAUAAAAUGAAAGCAAUAAACAAUGUACUGCAGCCACACAAUCAAUCCUUCAGUAGCUGAACUGGGUUCCACACAGUCACAAAAACAAAAGAAAAAAGCCACAAAAACAAAAUAAAUACCAAAAACAGACAGACCUCAGUGUAACACUCAAAACGGAAGUGUGCCACUCAAAACGGAAGUGUGGCACUCAAAUUGGAAGCAUAACACUCAAAACAGAGCACUUUCGGCUUCUGAAAAAUGUUUGCAAACUGGAACACUUACUUUGCAGUGAUUGGGUUCCAAGUUGUUUGAGUACCAAGGCAUUUGAGAACCAAGGUACCACUGUAUGUAUAUUCUGACUGAAAAUAAAUUUAAAUCCUUAUUUAAAUAUGCACUGAAAUGUGAAACUCAUGUAGAUAUGUUUUAACAAUAACAGUCACAGAUUAAUGUGGAAGGGGGAUGGAAUGGGUUAAUGAGUAAAUACAUCUGCCAUUGAUACAGACCAGCAACCGACUGACUGCCUCAUCCAUCCAAGCAAAGCCAGGCAAAAUGGGCCUAUGAUAUCUCUAGACUUCAGUCUGGUGCUAGAAAACAAAACCAACCACAUUUAUGUGAUUUAACCGAGUAGGAUUCACCUGUCCAAAUCCAAAUUUCUUUUCUUUUCUUUUUUUUUAAAUGAUAUUUAUUAGGGGUUUGAAAGUUACAGAAAAAAGAAGAAAGAAACAAUAGAAAGUUAUACAAAACCAAACAAUACCUUACAAUACCUC
Messenger RNA from Podarcis lilfordi (Lilford's wall lizard), 9886 nucleotides. Lineage: Eukaryota; Metazoa; Chordata; Lepidosauria; Squamata; Lacertidae. The record is from the annotation of a GenBank genome assembly.